AUGAUUGCUCUGCAAGAGACCAAGUGCAGAAGGAGCGACGUACGAAAAAUGAAUGACGGUACAGUCGUCAUUCGUGGAGAGAAGGUUCCGUCGCGAAAUGUAGGCGGUGUUGGUUUUGUUGUGCACCCAUCUGUCGUCUAUCUUGCCGAUUCUCACGAGAUCCUGUCACCACGUCUGGCCAUUCUUCGCCUCCGCCCUUUGCUCCAAAAACCCAUCAGUACCAUGAACUGCUACUCACCAACAUCAGCAACUGAUGAAUCCGAAUUGGACGCGUUUUACGAGGAACUGGGGGAAGUGAUUUGCAGCGAGAAGUCCUUCUACAAAUUCGUUGUCGGAGACUUCAACGCAAAACUAGGAAAGGCCACAGAAGUGGAAUACAAUUUGGACUAG
Messenger RNA from Necator americanus (New World hookworm), 390 nucleotides. RefSeq lists its product as uncharacterized. Bases 1 to 390 code for a protein of 129 amino acids. The record is from RefSeq and is a predicted model, not a curated record. Lineage: Eukaryota; Metazoa; Nematoda; Chromadorea; Rhabditida; Ancylostomatidae. The transcript has a single exon.